This is a messenger RNA of Diachasmimorpha longicaudata, 3832 nucleotides long. Its product is annotated as E3 ubiquitin-protein ligase Rnf220-like. Lineage: Eukaryota; Metazoa; Arthropoda; Insecta; Hymenoptera; Braconidae. The transcript has 10 exons. The record is from RefSeq and is a predicted model, not a curated record. Bases 1251 to 3176 code for a protein of 641 amino acids. Gene Ontology annotation, biological process: protein ubiquitination. Gene Ontology annotation, molecular function: metal ion binding; ubiquitin protein ligase activity.
ACUAGCCCGGCAACGCGCCACAGCCAGAGCCAACGCGUCUCUUUGUAAUUCGAAGUUUACCAAGUUUCAAUCAAUAUUAUUCAUGUUAUUUUCAAUGAAUAUUCGCAUUAGUAUUAUUAUCCUUCGGUCCCCCACUCGAAACAUCACACUAAAUCCCCGUGUCGAAGUAAACAAUGCCAUCUAACCUUGAGACAAAUGUAGCCGAUGGAUAUUCUACGAAUUAUCAUAACAGAGCAAUUCCAUCAGCUGUUGACAUCGUACCGGCGAUGCAAGUUUUGAAUGUGAAUUCCAUCGCGUGUUGAAAACCAACCCCUCCCGUUAUGGCCGGCGGAAACACGCGCACACGCCACCAGCCAGUGCUGCCUGUGUUUGGAUAUAUUGCAGCAUCUGUAUCAGCCGUCCGCCUCCACCACCUUCGCCGCCGUUGCCGUCGUGUACGAGGGGAACGUGGGUAAGUACCCUCACUCCAAUGCCACCCAUUCAGUCUGCACUCGCAUGUCCACGAGGUAGCUCACCGGGCCUGGCGGCUUCCUCUUGCCUAUUUCAACACUGGGUUAAAAUCAUCUCUUCCCCACUUCCACAUUUGCCAUUAUCCACCAGUCCCUCCCCAAUUGAUACACAACCAAGUCCACCCAUACACUGACAACACCUGGGUUCAGCCUUCUCCUCUUUCUCAGUUUGUCUCUCGACACCGAGCCACAACGGUUGUCAUCAGCUGCUGAUAUAAACAUUUCAUUCAUUGUUGAGGUGCUUCAGUCACUUAAUGCAUACAAUAAGGAGUUGAGGUUAGGUUAACUGUGUUCGCGGGAUUAAUCUUCGAAUUUUAAAAACCAUCAACCCCGUCUCGAUGAUCCAAAGCUAUUUAUUUUAAAUUAAAUAAACCUAUCGCGUGAAUUAUUUUAAAUUUACAGGGUCAUAAAUUUCACAAUGACCCUAUCAUCACUGGUUAUCAUUCGCUUCUGAAAAAAACUAACAAUUCGAAUUGUGUUGAUUGUUGUGCCGGUUUAAACGUGCGUGGUGAGUGCUCUACUCGCGUGACAGUCAAAGCAGGUUAGGUCCUUCGGUCGGAUCGCGCGGGUAUUUCAAAAAAAGCUGUUGCAAUGAAUUGAUUUGUUCGAGUGACGUGAAUUGAUGAUACUUCAUUGAAUGAAGUACAGAGAGGUGCUAACGGCGACUCGAUAAUUGUCUCGAGUCAAUAAGUGAAAAUUGAUCUUCGAAUUGAGGGAGUGGAGGAGAGACGAGCCACAGCCAUGUGGAAAGACAGCGGUCCCACUAUGGAUAAUUCCACAUACGUGCCGAAUCACCUACAACCACCGUCCCUGGUAGUAUUUUCACAGGCUGGGGGUCUCCCCGACGCCUUGAGAAUGCAGCGACCCUUCAAUCCACAAGUGACGGAUUCGAAAGAUCUUCACGUACCGUUCAGCACAGCGGCGUCGCUCGGCUACGGUCUCCAUCACAUGCUUCAUCUGCCACAUCAAUUUCUUCACCCCCUAGAUCCACGUUUGCCAUUUGGUGCAUUCAGACCACUGGGUCCAUCGGCAUUUGCACCACCAAGCAAGUGUUUAAAAGUUGAAACUGGAAACGCAAGUGUAUCAUCGGGACUCGCUAGUAUUAGUUCGUUGUCGGGAAUGUCAAAUAUGUUUUCACCGUCAUUACCAUCGUCGGGUGGUGUGGCUGGUGGUCUAUCAGCUCCUGGCCAAGAUACAGCACCACAGAGUCCAGCUGGUUCAGCGAGUCGUUCGCCCCUUGGCAAUGCACCCGGUUCAACUACAGCAUCAAAUCGCGGACCAAGUCCUGACGAAGAGGAUCGCGAUGCUAAUGCAACGCCCGGAUCCGAAAACACCGAGCGGUCAACGCCCGAGGAAGGACGACCCUACAGACUGGGGCCUAUGUUCGGGGGGCGAUGCGGCGCAGAGGCGCUGGGUCUGGGCCUUGGGCUGUCGUUGGGCCCGGCCUACAGGUUCGCUCUGCCCCCGGGACUUGCUGCCAAGAGCACCCGCUGCCUUGUUUUCGACCAAGGUAAGAAAAAAUUUCCAGCUGAUCCAUCCUGCUGUCCUGUGUGCAGUGUUACAGUGAGACCGCAGGAAUUGGAGCAACACUUUGCUCAAGAGCUUGAUCGAUUGUAUAAAGUAUCAGCGACGAAUUCGAGACCGAGACCGAGAUCGAUACUUCCAGUUGUUCAGGAUCAUCCGCAUGGACAAAUACUGCACACACCGUCAACGGCUGAUGGUACACCGCAGGGAAGAUGGGAGACUUACAAGAGAAUUCGAGCUAAUCGUCAAGCGAGAAUUCGGGUGAAAAAUCGGAAGAGAAAAGCAGACGAGCCCGCCUGUCCCGUCUGUAACGAGCGUCUCUCCGGUACCCCAGAAGAACUAACGCAGCAUGUCGAGAGGUGUUUGAACAAGCACAACGGUGGCAAUGGAUCCAACGUGAACCUUGAUGACGAAGAGGUGGAUGUCGAGGGUGAUACAGAAACCUUCGAGGAGUACGAGUGGGCUGGACAAAAAAGAAUUCGUGCAACAUCGAUGCUGGUGGGAGGAUUCUCUGCUGCAGGACUUGCCACCUCGUCGAGGAGUGGUAAUGGUGCGGGUAAUCCUGGACGCCCAGAGGAGGAAGAGGAUCUGAUUGUCGAUGGUGAUGAAACAGCGCAAUUUGGUCCAGCUCAGUAUUCAGAAGCGGAUGUGAUAGCGCCGAGGGGUGAGGGAACACCCAGGGAACAGAAGGAGAGGGAUGCACUCAGAGAAGCUGUCAUAUCACCCAAUGCACCACUGACCCCUCAUACACCCCCUGAUCAACCACACGGCGCUCAGGUGGAAGUCAAACCCGAACCUGGUACUAUUAUCGGACUCAAUAAUCCAGCCUCACCCUCGUCCACCCCAUCGAGACAGAGGUGCGAAGGUGAGGAGGGAGUUACCGUGACACCUGGUCAGGACGGCAAUGAUACACCGGUUGUUGAUGCGUUGAGGAGUAGAAUCCGAGAACUUGAGAAUGAAAUGAGGGGACAACCGUUCAAGUGUCUCAUUUGUAUGGAGCAGUACAAAAAACCAGUGACGUCGGUGUGCUGUUGGCAUGUGCACUGCGAGCAGUGUUGGUUGCACACAUUGGGAGCGAAAAAACUCUGCCCCCAGUGUAACAUGAUCACAUCACCAGCGGAUCUGAGGAGAAUUUACAUGUGAGCUUCAACCUGGUCGACUGAGCCCAUCGACUUAUCAAUCACAAAGUCACAACGGACUACCCUUGUACAUUUGUAUAUUUCUUAAAUUAACGAAUUUCACUUCCGCCUCCCCUUUCCCUAUUGCGUAUACCUAGUACUUAGUAAAUUAACAAUUUUUAGAGCCUAACGAUGAAGUUGAACUUUAAAAUGUAAUAAUAGUUGUACUGUCGUCAUUGCCAAUUGUCCUGUCAUACCAAAUUGUCACCCGAUAACAGAUAACAACUACUCACGUCGACAUAAACAUCCCGAAUGCACUUUGAUAUAACAUGACACGAGUUUAUUGUCAAUACGAACGAAAAAUAUCGUGAUAGAUGAAUAAAUUGAGGGCCAGAGGUACUUAGACGAUAAUUACCAUCAUUUAGCUGGCAACGCGGUGCAAAUCCGUCCGUAGAUGAGGCAUGUGAGGAAUAAAAUGUCUGCUGAACUGAUGCUGAGACGGAAAAAUGAUGAAUUUCGUGGAAACGAAGUCAACAAACUCCGAUUACUUGUAAAUACUCGCGCAGGUGCGCGUUCAAAUGAAAGGAGAGAGAGGGGGAAAAAAGCGAGCUGAAAAAAAAAUGUCCUGAAGAUGUUCUGUACUCGAAAAUAAAGAGACCAUGCGAAAAAAAAUGUAAUCAA